Molecule: messenger RNA, 815 nt
Organism: Selaginella moellendorffii
Lineage: Eukaryota; Viridiplantae; Streptophyta; Lycopodiopsida; Selaginellales; Selaginellaceae
Exons: 2
Coding region: 269-619 (116 amino acids)
Source: RefSeq, a predicted model, not a curated record
GAUUAGCAUUGACACUGGAUUAGUGGAAAGCGUUUUGCAAGUGGCCACGUAGCAUCAACACGUGCCGAGCAUGCACAGGCGCCACCAUAGCUGCCUUCUCUUCGUUUUCUUCAUCGCUAUCUCUUCUCCAUACCUGGGAGGAACAUCACCAAGUGGAAGUAGCGCGCGCGCGAGAGAGAGAGAGAGAGAGACGAUCAAGGGAGCGUCGAGCGUGGAGAAAUUUACCUCUUCAAGGCGAGUUUCGAUUUUUUUUUCUGUGUAGCAAGCUAUGUCUUCCGCCGGAGGUGAGGAGCGUCAAUCCUAUGCUGCCGCUGCCAAGAAGCCAGCCAAAUUCGAGGAUAGUGAUAGCCUUGCCUCCGACAUAGCCAAGAGGAAGACUGGAGAUCCGGGAGCUUACGAGCGAGUGUCGUCGACGAAAGGUCCCAGCUACGAAUCCUCGUUGCCAGAGGAUAAAGAACCUGCUGCCAAAGAACCCCCCUCCGCUGACAAGCUCAAGAAGCCACUGAUCAUUACUGGCGUUGUUCUCGCUCUAGUGGGUGCGUUCAUUGCGCUGGUUGUCAAGUCCUCCAAGGAUGAAACCAGCAGCAGCACUAACAGUGACACUAGCCGAGUCGAUUGAUUUUUAAAUGGAUGAUGUCCUCUCUGCAUCACCUUAAGCUGUGUACAAAGUUGCCUUCGCUCUGACAGCAUCCAGUAUGUCACUCGAUUGCUGUCGGCCAUGCCCGACUUCCCAGUAUCAUACUUUCAUGUUCUGUUUUCUUCGCAUUCCAUUUCGUCUUCCUCUACAGUAAUAUAAGUUAGUGCGCCAUCGAAAA